Messenger RNA from Rhineura floridana, 2216 nucleotides. It is a transcript of the gene FHL3, whose product is annotated as four and a half LIM domains 3. Bases 350 to 1189 code for a protein of 279 amino acids. NCBI's taxonomy places the organism in Eukaryota, Metazoa, Chordata, Lepidosauria, Squamata, Rhineuridae. The transcript has 7 exons. Gene Ontology annotation, biological process: actin cytoskeleton organization. The record is from RefSeq and is a predicted model, not a curated record. Gene Ontology annotation, cellular component: nucleus; stress fiber; Z disc. Gene Ontology annotation, molecular function: actin binding; transcription coregulator activity.
CUCGUGGGCAGCGGCUCCGCCCCGUGGGGGUAGGGCGGGCAGGCAGGCGCGCCUGCGGCCAGUUCUACUCGGGCGGCAGCCGGAGAGAGGGAGCCGCGCCCGAGCUGGGAGAAGCGGAGCUGCAGCAGUGGGAAGAUUGGGAGUUAGAAAUCUUUGUCAAACUACUGUAAAUCAUCCAGAGAUCUACCUCCUUCCUUGAUGAGGCUCCCAUCUGCCAGCACAUGUGUCCAACCUAACUGAGGGAAACUGGGGCUUCCCACAUCUUCUCUGAACCAUCCGGUGGUGGCCACUCUAAGUGGUGGAUGAGCCAUGGUGGCCCAAGGAAGCGUGCAGAGUCCUGGCCCACAACAUGACGGAGGGCUUUGACUGCGCCAGCUGCAAGGAGUCCCUCUUUGGGCUCAAAUACAUCCAGGUGGACAAAGGGCCCUUCUGCAUCCCCUGCUAUGACACCCAUUUUGCCAACACCUGUGCCGAAUGCAAGGAGCCUAUCGGGCAUGACUGCCGGGAGCUCUACUACGAGGACCGGCACUACCACGAGAGCUGCUUCCGCUGCUUCCGCUGCGACCGCUCCUUGGCCGACGAGCCCUUCACCUGCCAGGGCCAGGAGCUGCUCUGCAAUGACUGCUACUGCCGGGAGUUCUCCUCCCAGUGCGUCGCCUGCCAGCAGGUGGUCAUGCCAGGCUCCCGGAAGCUGGAGUACAACGGGGAGACGUGGCACGAGCACUGUUUCCUCUGCAGCAGCUGCCAGCAGCCCAUCGGGGCCUGCUCCUUCAUCCCCGACCAGAAGGAGUAUUACUGCGUCCCUUGCUAUGAGAGCAAGUUUGCCCCCCGCUGCACCCACUGCAAGAAGUCACUGACGAAGGGGGGAGUGACUUACCGGGAUGAGCCAUGGCACAAGGAGUGCUUUGUCUGCACGGGGUGCCAGGCGCCCCUGGCUGGGCAACAGUUCACCUCUCAGGAAGAGCAGCCCUACUGCCUCAAGUGCUUUGGGAGCCUCUAUGCCAAGAAGUGCAGUGCUUGCGCAAAGCCCAUCACAGGCUUUGGAGGGGGCAAAUACGUCUCCUUUGAGGACCGCCACUGGCACCACCAGUGCUUCAGCUGUUCCCGCUGUGCCACCUCACUCGUGGGGAAGGGCUUCAUCCCUGAAAAUGAGGAGAUCCUGUGCCGCGAGUGUGCCGGUGACCUCUGAAGCCCCCUGGCCCAGGGCCUGUUGUCCUCCAGGCAUCCUGCAUGUCCAAGCCCCCCCCAGAAGCAGCAGGGAAGAAUGAUCCCCUCCCCCCCCCCCCCGGCCAGGUCUCAGGCUUGAAUGCGGGUGCACUUCCCUGUCACUUUGUCCGCCGGAGGUUUUGCUGGGAGGUGGGGGCCCCCUCCCUCUCCUUCGCCUCUCCCUCCUGCAGGCCAGCAAAGCUGUUUCUGCAGAAGCUCACCCCAGCAUGGGAGAGGGAGGUACAUGUAUGUCUACAGUGAGGGUGGCCCACCCCCACCAGGUGCCCCCUUCCCAUGCAGCUUUGGAGAAGGGUCCCUGUCCGCCACUGCUGCCAGAGCUGCAGCCAUCCGUCUCUCCCUCCGUUUGACGUGACAGAGGCCAUGGCCCCAUGCUGCCCCUGCCAGCCACGGAGGAAGGAAGCGGCUUUGCCCUCCAACUUCUGCCCAACCAACCCCAUCCCUCCCUGCGGCUGGCAAAAGUGCUCCCAACCCAGAAGGUCCUUGGCAAGCCUCUCUUGUUCCCCAAGCGGCCUCUGCAGUGGCGAGAGCAGAUAUGGGCAGAGGAGCAGGCCUUGGCUCCAGCCGCUGUUCCGUCCUGCAGGGCGGACACAGGGUCCGCUGGGCCCCGUUGGGGAGCAGGCGUUGACACUCUUGCCACCCACAGUGACUGUGUAGCCCCUCCAGCCCUGGCAGUUGCACUUCCUGCUCUGCCUGGCAGGAUCUCCAUAGCAAGACAAAACUGGCCCUCCCCUUCCCGGCUUUCUUUUCUCUGUACUGAACUUCCCUUCUGCCCUCCCCCCUUCCGCUGGAGGAAUGUUAUGCAUCUGCCUUUUCAUGAGCUCAUGUAGCCAGUUCCUCAGAUACUUUGCUGUGGGGGAGUCAGUCUCCCCCCCCCCGUGUGUGUUUAUCUCUGCCAGUUGGUGUGGGGUACUCUUGAGAGCUGUUUCCAUCUCUGGCCAGUGUGCGCACGCACCCCUUGCUGGCUUUAUAUAAUAAAUCAUGUUACUGGA